Molecule: messenger RNA, 2493 nt
Organism: Suillus paluster
Lineage: Eukaryota; Fungi; Basidiomycota; Agaricomycetes; Boletales; Suillaceae
Exons: 12
Coding region: 1-2493 (830 amino acids)
Source: RefSeq, a predicted model, not a curated record
AUGCUUCGCCACGACAGAAGAGGUGAUGGUGUCUCGUCGACCUUCUGUGACACCUGCGGGAUCACUGUUGGUGUAUACCACUGUAAGGAUUGUUUUGUGCCCGGAUUAUCAUGUCAGAUGUGUGUUGUUCGUACUCACGCACAUUCACCGAUGCAUCGUGUAGAGAAGUGGAACGACGAGUGCUUCCAAAAUGUGACUCUUAAAGAUCUGGGGCUUCGCAUGCAACUUGGUCAUAAGAUUGCGUUCAACAACGAUUUUGUCCUCAUCGACACCCUUGGCAUCCACCCUAUGGCUGUGGAUUUUUGUGGGUGCGACAGAGCACAAACUCACACCCAACAACUGUUACGUGUUGGUUGGUUCCCUGUGACAACCAGUGACCCAAGAACUGCAGUGACAUUUGGCAUGCUCCGGCAGUUCCACAUCUUGUCAUUUGAGUUGAAAGUUUCCUCAUACGAAUUUUACCAUUCUUUAGUUCGUCUCAUGGACAAUACAGGCCUUCUGAAGCGCAAGGAUCGGUAUGAGGCGUUCAUGCGCAUGGCGCGUGAAUUUUGGCAUCAGGGUGAAUGUGCGGUUUUAUGCCCGGCGUGCCCUCAGCCCGGGAGGAAUCUUCCUCAUGCUUGGCAACUUGCUCCAAAAGGAAAAAGAUGGUUAUAUGGCCUCUUUCUUGCAAUCGACGCAAACUUUCGCCUGAAGAGGCAGAUAGUCUCAAAGGAUACUGUGGAUCCAAGUUUGUCCUGUGGGUGGGGAUACUUUGUCGACGAGACCACAUACAAGACACAUCUUACCAAUCACGGCAUGGAAGCCCAAGAGAAAAGCACGUGCGCUAGUCAUAAUGCAGUGAACAUGGCAGAAUCGAAGUCAUCAAAGGGACUAGCAGCCACGGGACUUGGAACCAUCAACUGCGAGAGAUAUAUUAAUAUGGAUUUUCUGUUCUUUUCAACCUUACGUCACCACUCUCUCGAAGUUCUUAAUGUGUCAUAUGAUAUCGCGUGCCAGUGGCACAAAAAUCUGUGGGCCAGGAUGGUAACACUUCCAGAGGAUUAUCAGCUUGAUCACCCAAUCAAAACUGUUCGCUUUUUCGUACCCAAAUUCCAUCUUCCUGCGCACAUCGCAAAAUGCCAGACAAUGUUCUCUUUCAACUGGUCUCAUUGGGUUGGGCUCACUGAUGGCGAGGCUCCAGAGCGAAGAUGGUCGAACAUCAACCCAGUGGCUUCUAGUAUGAAAGAGAUGGGUCCAGGCUGUCGAUGGGACACGUUGGACGAUCAUUUCGGAGACUGGAAUUGGAAGAAGGUCGUCAACUUAGGGGCGAGCUUGCUAUGGAAGAUGAAAGAAGCAAUGCAGGAGAAGGUGGCCUUCCAUGUGGCCUUCGAAGAACUCGAUGCUGCCAUUACCAAAGAACAUCGCGUAGCCUGGACGGCAGAGGUAGAAAGGUGGGAGGAUAAUCCCAAUGACAUGUGUGUGCCAAAUCCAUUUGAGGCUAAAUCAAUAGCGAUCACGCAGGCUGGUGCAUGCCUGAAACUAGUGCAACUGGAGGCAAAGGAGCUGGAAAGGGGGGCAGAUGUAUCACUGCACCCAGAGGUCUCACCGAGUGUCUUCAUAGGAUUGGGUCUGGAUUUAGAAGAAGAGCAACGGCAUGUCGCUAGGUUCAUGAAGGGUCUGGGUAACCACAUCACAGAUACCCAGAAAGGAACCCUGCAAUGUCAGAGGAACACUUUACAUCGCAAAAUCGAGUCAUGGCGGAUCACGCAAGUGCUAUACAUGCCUAUCAUGCAUGGCACACUCUCUACUUCAAUAUCACCAUCCUCUGAUUUAGGGAUCGAUAAUGCGGAGGACUUGAGGCUUUUUCUCCCUUCUGCUAUCGGCAAUCGUCCAUGCCACGACCGCCUGCGACUCUACGAAUGGGAACUACGCCUGGCUCAGGCACAUGACGUGCUGGAAGAACUCAGGCAAUGUCUGCGGAUACGCUCAUCACUCUUGACGUACAAGAAGGACUGGGUCCAUGGGCAGGGUGCGAACACAAGGGCUCAAAAUGCCUUGGAACAUGUUACUGGAAGACAAGCAGCCUGUACGGCAAGGUACCAUGCUUCAUGGGACGCGCUGAAUGUCCUGGCAGGAGAGCUUGGAAAAGUGGGGUGGCAAGGAGGACUUCAGCCACUGGAGCCCGACGAUAUACGACCGCUUAUUGAUCCAGCUAUCAUUCCUGGGCAGGGGAGACGAAAACUGACCUGGAUUUGGAGGAUGAGUGGCAUAGAUAGUGGUGGAGAUGGUACAGAUGAAGACGGCAUGAGGGUAGAAUGGUGCAAAGUGCGAGCUUGUGUGAUGUGCUGGGCUGAGGAGGUCGAAUUGCUCCAUGAAGAAAUGUGUCGUGUCCUUCAAUUUUUUUGGUGGCAGGCCAGCUGGUGGGAUAAGCAGGGGCAUCGGUGCGUGGAGGAGGAUACAGGGUGUCUCGAGGGUAUACGAGCUUAUGCUGCCAAGCAGGCAAACAUUUGCUGA